Messenger RNA from Oryzias latipes (Japanese medaka), 3032 nucleotides. RefSeq lists its product as uncharacterized. Gene Ontology annotation, biological process: regulation of translational fidelity. Gene Ontology annotation, molecular function: tRNA binding; nucleotidyltransferase activity; double-stranded RNA binding. Lineage: Eukaryota; Metazoa; Chordata; Actinopteri; Beloniformes; Adrianichthyidae. Gene Ontology annotation, cellular component: cytoplasm; membrane. The record is from RefSeq and is a predicted model, not a curated record.
CUUUUUCCCCCUGCUGCAGCACAUCUCAACUGGUUUCUGAGCAGCUUCCUCAGGUAGACAGCAAAGACAUCAUGGCAGCAUCCGAUGGUUUUCCUGCCAGUUUCUAUGGAGAACCAGGAGUGUUAGGAAUGCUUUCCAAUGGGAUCAGCGCCUUUCUGGUUCUCCUGCAGAAUUUCCACACAGCUCACACCAAUUAUGCACCAGUGGGAGUGGAAAACAUACUUGCUGGAGUUCACCUCAUCCUGAUUGGGGGGAUUUGUCAGUUGGUGGCUGGAAUGCUUUCCUUUCGUAAAUAUGACCACUUGAGUGGCACUGCUUUUAUUGGCUAUGCUGCGUUAUGGUGCAGUUAUGGUGCCACCAGAAUCUACUAUGGUGCCUUAUUUCCAAACCAUAAUUUUGAUCACAUGACCAUGAAUGCAAGCACAGAGUUUGUCUUAGAAAAAUCUGCAAUUGCCGGACUGAUUCCCUACAUCCUUCUUUCUUUUCUUCUGGCAUUUUGUUCUGCUACUGUAAACUACAUCAUGCCUUUUGUGUUUGGGGCCAUCACGGGUACUCUAGUCUUUGAAGCAGCAGCCCUGGUAACAGGCUCCUGGGCUCUUGUAGUCUCCGGUGUUUUGGAGUUGAUUAUUCUGAUCUUUGCCAUCUAUGGCUCAGCUGCUCUGCUUGUUAAAGGUCUAACUCAGCGUCAUGUCCUCAAAGGUUUCGGGACCCCUCUCUUCAAUGUUCUCUUGCUAGGAACUGCCAACUCAGCAAGUGCACAGAGUAUUGGCCAAGAGAAGAAGAAGAACACAAAAUACGCAGAGCCCAUGGCUCUGGGUUUCUUCUGUGACUCUGUUUCUCCAUUCAUCUUCGCUUUCUACAGUUUUGGGUACAUAAAAUCCUUUGCUCUGGGUGUUACUUGGGUAUCAAUCAUCUCAGUUGCUCAACUGUUCUCCAGUUAUUACGCCCAUUUACGCCAGGAUUGCUACCAUGCAACCAAGUUUGGGUUUCAUGCUGCUUUCUGGCUGAUCAAAGCUUGGGAAGAGUUUGUGAUAUCUAGUCUGAUUGGGGAUGACAGUGCUGUGGCUUCUGGGAGGAACGCAAUGAUAGGAGACUGGUUCUUUGUGGUGGCAGGCUUAGUUCUUUGCUUGGGAAGUCUGAAUAUGGAUGCCUUGGAGCUGAUCCACAACAUGUUCUUCGUCCUACUAACAGUUGCAGCGGUUCCCCAGAUUCCUCUUCAAGGUUAUUACAUCUUCUUUGGUGUAGCCUGCUCCCUUUUCACUGCCGCUUCCUUCUAUGGCACAUUGUCUCGUCUCAUCAACACCAUUGCAGAAAAGUCGCUUAUCCCAGUAGGACCACAACCAAUCUCUACUGAGCAACUAAGAAAGGGUUUAGGGUGCAGAUGCUCAGUACAGGGAGAGCAGAAUGUUCUACCCCUCAACGACCAAACUACUGAUGCCCUGUUCUACAUUUCCAACGGGGUUGCUUCACUGUCAGCACUUCAUUCUAGAGUGUCGAGUACAAACCCCACUCUCCUUCAUCUCACUGUCCCUUGGGUCCUCAUCUCUGGAGCGAUCUUCCAAGGUUAUGUCAGCAGACUUCAGGUCACGGGGGGUAGCCGGUACGGGUCGGUCAUCUCAUCCAUCUAUGUGGCUGUAUGGGCAACUUGGACCUGGUUUAGGUUUUCAGGUAUCCAGCAUUCAGAUCCCCUGUUUCCAGAAGCAGCAUACGGUUUCACAGCAGGCGCCAUUGCUUUCCUUGUCAUCAAUGCUUUCCUCAUGUGGAUCGCUGCUCACAAAAACCCGGUCUUGCUUCUUUUAACAAUAAUAAUGGAAGUUGUUUUGGUCUGUUUUCUACUCUCCACCCUGAAUCGACUGCCAUAUGAACUUGAAAUGGCCAUGCUUGCACUGGUGGCAAUCCUUUGUGCCUAUGGGACUUUGGCUUCACUGAUGAACUGCAUCUUCUCCCAAAGGCUGAUACCGAUGGGCCCUCCACUAAUUAAGGAAAAGACGAAGGAGGAAACAUUUUCAGAGCCUCCCUGUCCAGUGGCGAACUCGCGCCUCACCAGCAGCCUCCUAAAGAUUGCUGGUUUUCUGGAGGAGGGUGGGGUGUGUGGUAUUCCAACAGACACUGUUUACGCUUUGGCUGCUUCCUGCAAAAACCCUCAGGCGAUAGAGAAAAUCUACAACAUUAAAGACCGACCUGCCGAGAAACCCAUAUGCAUUUGUAUUUCCAGUGUGGAGCAGCUGGUAGCAGCCAAGCCUCCAUUCAGUCCUUUGUUGUGGGAAUUCAUGAGGAACGUGUAUCCUGGUGGCAUCAGUUGCAUUGUCAGCAAAGGAGACUGGCUGUUUAAAUUAGGAGUGGGUCCGGCUUAUGACCGAGUUGGUACCAGGGACAGCAUCAUGAUCCGUGUCCCAGAUCACACGGUGACCGGCCACUUGUGUGACAUCACCGGACCCCUUGCCAUCACCUCAGCCAAUCCUAGCGGAGAGGCAGACAGCACCCACCACUCCAUGGUCAUUGAUCGACUCGGCCACAAGAUCCAGGGAGUUCUCUGCGAUGGGAACUCCAAAGAAGUAGUGGCCUCCACUGUGGUCAACUGCCUAAGAAUCAACGAAGGCACCAUAACUAUUGUGAGAGAAGGAUGCGUUCCUGCCAUCAAAGUCAACCAGAUCUUUGAAAGAGUAAAAAGCUCCAUGGCGUGAGGAACUCAUCCUCCUCACAUUUGUUCCUAUUCACAAGAAGGACUGAAAAUUCAAGCUAUUUAUAAAAAAGUUUCUGUGAUACUUUAAACUAGCAGAUAAUAAGAGAGAAAAAAAUGACGAUUCUCUGUCUGUAGUGUCUCUGAACUCAAGGGUUCAGUGAGGAGGAUCUUCUUCAGUGAUUCCAGUCUGUAAAUACCUGUAUUUAUGCAGUUAAAUUAUAAGUGUGGGCACUUUCUGGGUAAAAGAUUGAAAUGACACAAGAUUGUCUUCCACUCAUCCAUGUAUUUGUGAUUACCUUUUUGUAUAUAAAAAUUGUGCUGUGUAAAUAAAACAAAAAGAUUUAAAUGA